AUUUGAAGACGACCGCACUUCCGUAAACGACUUCUAUGGCUGCAGCAACACACUGGCUCCGUUUAUAUGAUCUCCAGCCAGGUGUGUUUACCCUCGAUUUGUUGCCUCUGUGAUGGAUCGCAGCAGAUCAGCUGACAGAGCUGGCAGAGAGAAAAAACACGAGAAGAAGAAGAAACGGAGACGCUCCUCUUCUUCUUCAUCGUCAUCGUCUUCCUCCUCCAGCAGCCGGAGUCGAAGCAGAUCAAAGAAAGCAUCGUACAAGAGUCGAGAUGUGAAAACACAAAGGAAGAAGCGCAGAAGAAGCUCCUCUUCUUCUUCUUCGUCCACCUCUUCAUCAUCGUCGUCUUCAUCCUCGUCGAGCGAUGAGAAGACAAAGAGGAGGAAAAGCAAAGCCAAGAAAAAGAAGCCCAAGAAGAAAAAGGCGAAGCUGAAGAAACAGAGGAAAAAGGAAAAGAAGAAGAAAGAGAAGCUGAAGAAGAAGGAGAAGAAGAAAGCAGGGGUGGCGUUGUCCAGUCCUCCAGCAGCAGAGAAACCUCCAUCUUUCCUGGAGGUGUGGCAGAGUGAUGAGGGGGCAGUGGAGCUCGGGCCUGUGAUGACCGAUGAACAGAAGGCCCGACUCUCCACUAAGAGGCCCCUCACCAAAGAGGAGUACGAGGCCAGGCAGAGCGUGAUCCGCAGGGUGGUGGACCCAGAAACAGGACGCACCAGAUUGGUGAGAGGAGAAGGAGAGAUCAUAGAGGAGAUAGUCAGUCGAGAAAAACACAAAGACAUCAACAAGCAAGCCACCAAGGGAGAUGGGAAUGCUUUCCAGAGGAAACUGGGAAUCAACAAGUAGAAGAUGCUGUGAUCUGCUGCAAUAAGCUGAAUUUUAUAUGAUGAUAUAAUGAACAGUUGCCUGUGAUUUAACCGUAUGGGGGUGAAGGUACAGAAUUAUCAGGGCAUGUACUUUUGAUGUACACUAAUGAUUUUAAUCCAGGUCAAAACCAGUAUCUCCUAUUGAUUUGCCUUAUUAAAUCUAUGCUGAUAACAGAGGAGAUAUAAAAAGAAGCAGAUGAGUUAGUGAGCCACUUGAAUGUUUUGAGUCAACUGACCUCUGCAAAAAAAGACCUAUGUGAGGAAGAUGUCCCAAAUAGUUUGCACAUACGAUGUACGUUUACGCUGAUUUAUUUUGUAAAUCAUUAUUUUAUAAUUAUUUUCCUGAAUGCACUGCAAGUCAGUUUUUGUACAACGAUAUGAAGAAGAGAUACAACUGUUCAGUAUCCUACUUCUGCAAACAUUUUUUUUAGUUUGGCUACGUACUCUACACCCACUCACAUCAAUGUCUUCCCACCUUUACAUCUCACAUUUUGUUUCUUUUUGGUUCUCUGAAUAAAUCUGCAUUCAAGUAAA
Molecule: messenger RNA, 1389 nt
Organism: Micropterus salmoides (largemouth bass)
Lineage: Eukaryota; Metazoa; Chordata; Actinopteri; Centrarchiformes; Centrarchidae
Gene: arl6ip4
Product: ADP-ribosylation factor-like 6 interacting protein 4
Exons: 5
Coding region: 113-835 (240 amino acids)
Source: RefSeq, a predicted model, not a curated record